Didymodactylos carnosus is the source of this 2391-nucleotide messenger RNA. The record is from the annotation of a GenBank genome assembly. NCBI's taxonomy places the organism in Eukaryota, Metazoa, Rotifera, Eurotatoria, Philodinida, Philodinidae.
AUGAAAGUAACUGAACAUAAUCUUCGUUUAGAACCAGCUGGCAAUACACUUACUUCUAGUCCAACCACUACAGUAAUGGCACGUGUAUUAAGAAGUGUUAAAACGUUAAAACGAAGUUGGGACUCGGAUAAAGCAUUGAAAAGUACCUUUACCGGUUUUAUUGGUAAACAUCAACUGCGUGCAUAUUUAGUUUUAUGUUUUGGUUAUGCUGUGAUAGGAUCAUGGCUUAAUAAUGUACCAACUUUUGCUCGUAUCAAUGAAUAUGGCUCAACAGUUCUUACACAAUUCGAUAUCCUCUGCGAUGAUACCAGAAUCAAGAUUCCAUAUAUUGUUUAUAUUGUCGGUUUAAUUAUUGGUGGACUAGUAUUCGGUUAUAUGGCUGAUUAUAGCGGAAGAAAAAUGCUUUUAUUAGGCUCAAUGUGGUCCGCUUGUGCAUUAUCCGUGUUUCAAUUAUUAAGUGAUGAUUACAUAUCUUACGUAUUUUUUAUAUUUUUUGUUGGAAUAUUUAUUGGUGCCGUCCAAGUAAUACUAGUACCAUUUGUUAUCGAGAUGUUUCCGAUUAAUUCAAGAGCUAUUUAUGUUUUAUGCUUGGGUGGUGCUGUAUUUAUCUUUGAUCUUGUUUUACCUUGGUUAGCAAUGUUAAUUAAAAAUUGGAAAAUUUUACAAGCUGCUAUAACAUUACCAUUAGUUGCCACAACUGUUUUAUUAUGGUGUACAGAAGAGUCAAUGUUUUGGUUUACAACACAAAAAGAUUAUAUAUCAGCUGUACUCACCUUAACAAAAAUAGCUGAUUACAAUGGAGUAGCAUUUCAAAAUUUAUUUCGAGAAGCAAAUGUUUUUCUUCGUGGUAAACGUUCAAAAGCGAUACAAUGUGAUUUUCAACCAUUGUUAAGGUUAGAAGAUAUAGCUACAUUGGGAAUAAAAUAUCCUGAUUUUGAUCCUAGUGAUCUGCAAACAGAUUCAAAAAAAGAAACAACGACACAACGUCUAAUGAAAAUUUUAACUAGACAACAUUAUCAUCCUACAUUGUCAACAUUUUAUCCUACCGACUACCUUCAAUCACCUAUUUUAGUAAUUUAUCUUCUAGUAUUAUGUGGACUAUGGCUGGUUAGUGCAUUAACGGAGUAUAGUUUAGAUACAUCGCGUUUAACAAAACAUUUAACACGACAUUAUUUUCUUAAUUAUUUUUAUCGACACUUAGUUGGAAUUGCUUCAUUUUUAAUUGCAUUUCCAUUUGUUUAUAGAUGGGGAAGAAGAUGGCCAACAUUUUGCUUCUAUCUGAUUGGUGAAGUUUGCUUACUAGGCUCUGUUAUUGGAAAACUUGAAAAUGAAUACAACCGUACGAUAUUGUUGAUUAUCUAUCUUACUGGGAAAUUUGCAGCUAGGGGAGCAUUUCUUGUUGUACUAUUGUACACAUGUGAACUAUUUCCAACUGGUUUAAGAUGUACAACACUGGCUAUUUGUUAUAUGUUUCGUUGGAUUGGUAUAGCAUUAGCGGCAGAAAAUAUCGGUGGAUUGAACGACUGGAUGCCUCGUCUCGUUUAUGGACUUUUGUCACUUGUAAUUGGUGCAUUAGCUUUACUUUUACCUGAAACAAAAAAGUUCCCGUUACCACGUACAAUAGUUCAGGUUGAAGGCAUGCCAGCAUCAAUUAGUAAAAAGUUUCGUCAACGUCGCUCCGUUCUUGUUAGACGAAAUCUUCUUAAAGAUGGUAGUCGUGGAGGUGGUAAUGAUGGAAGUUCAAUAGUGAGUGGUAGUAUGGCACGUUCUGUGAGAUUUACACCAUCAAAUUAUGAUUAUGAAUCAACAAUACAUAGUAUGUACGAAUUACAAGAAAUGCAUGAUCAAGACUAUUUGGAAAUAGCUAGUGAAGUUGGUAAAGGACCGAGAACCUUUCGACGUAUCAGUGAUCAACCAUCAUUAAGAAAUCCAAUGAUGAGUCAUAGAGAUGAUUAUAGACAACGUCCAAUCGUUGAAACGUAUAAUACGCUAGCUGAACAAUCGGACGAAGAAGAUGUUGAUGACGAUCGUGUACGAAUAGCGCAGCAACAUCGGCAUCGACGAUCACCACUACCAAUUCAUGAAAGAAUACCGGAUAAGAAUGAAGUAGUGAUAAAAGAGAGAAAAAAAUCAACGUCAUCUACAUCUUCUCCGGCACAUUCUCAAAAAGAAAUAACGGCUCAAAUUCAAAGUGGAGAUGUGACUCAUGGUGGUUUAGCACCAGCAAACGAUCUUGUAACCACAGCCAACAGUGGCGGCAAUGAGCAACAGGAUGACAGUAAUAAGCAAAGUAUUCAACAACAACAACAGCAGACUAAAAGUUAUCCGACGGAUAGUAAUCAAUAUCAUCCGAAUUCCGAAGAAGAAAAUUAUUUUUCCGAGCAUUUAUAA